AUGGCAUGUUCAUCUUUGAGUGGGGUUCCUGCAAAAGUAUCGAAACAGGAACGAGCGAACUGGGGGAGCCAGGUCGAAUUUAUCCUUACAUGUGUCGGAUUUGCUGUCGGAUUAGGAAAUGUUUGGAGAUUUCCUUAUUUAUGUUUCAAAAACGGUGGAGGAGCUUUCCUCAUUCCUUACUUCAUAUGUAUGGUAAUUAUUGGCAUACCAAUGUUUUACCUGGAGUUGUGUCUUGGUCAGUUCUGCAGUCUUGGACCACUAAAGGUUUGGAGGAUAAAUCCAUUAUUUAAAGGUCUCGGGCUUGCUAUGAUAAUUGUAUCAGCAUUAGUUGCUAUAUAUUAUGCAGUAAUUAUCGCUUACUGUUUAUACUUUCUUGUUGCAUCAAUGCAAUCGGAGGUACCAUGGAAGUACUGCGAUAAUAACUGGAAUACGUGUGACUGCAGAGAUGGGAAUCAGAACGAAUCAUUGAUAGAUCCAUGGAAUGGAACGAGACCUGAAUGCUUGAAUAUGACAUACACCCACACUAAAUCAGCAAGCGAUGAAUAUUUCAAUCACAAAGUAUUGGAAAAGACGAGUGGUAUGGACGAUAUGCAGGGGGUCAAGUGGAAUCUUACUCUGUGUAAUUUGUUUGUUUGGUUACUUACUUUUAUUGUUUUGUCAAGAGGCAUCAAGUCAUUAGGCAAGGUUGUAUAUUUCUCAGCUAUAUUUCCUUAUAUAUUAUUGACAGCCCUACUUAUUAGAGGACUACUUCUGGAAGGUCAUAUGGAAGGAAUUAAUUUCUAUUUGACCCCUGAUUGGAGUAAACUGUCGGAAGCGAGUGUAUGGAGUGAUGCCGCAGUACAGAUAUUUUACUCCCUUGGUACAUGUCAGGGAGGAUUGAUUGCUAUGGCAAGUUACAACCAGUUCAAAAACAACACGCUUAGGGAUUCCCUUUUGAUUCCAGUAAUAAACUGUCUGACAAGUUUUUAUGCAGGCUUCGUCAUCUUCUCUGUCCUUGGUUUUAUGGCUCAUAAGAAAAACACGUCAGUGGAUCAGGUUGUAGAUGAAGGCCCGGGUUUAGCGUUUGUGGUGUAUCCUGAAGCCCUGGCACAAAUGCCGAUAUCACCUCUAUGGGCUGUACUGUUCUUCAUAAUGAUGAUGACGCUUGGAUUCAGUUCCCUGUUUUCGAUAACAGAGACAGUAAUUACCGGCCUUGUGGACCAAAUGGGAGAUUUUGUAGAAAAAUCAAGUCGUAGACUUUAUAUAUUUAGAUUUUGCAUUUGCGCCAUAUUUUUUCUCCUUGGACUACCAAUGACUACAAAGGGAGGAAUGUACAUAUUGAAUCUAUUAGACAAAUCAGUCGGAGGUUUCCCUUUGUUGGUGGUAGGGUUUGUGGAACUUUUGGUCAUAAUUUACAUCUAUGGUUACCUGCGGCUGAAGUCUGAUAUAGAAAUGAUGCUUGGUAGAGGGAUACCAGUCACCAUAGGUUUCUUUUAUUUCGCUCCCACCUGGUGCUUCAUAGCACCUAUUGCUUUGUUGGUUGUGAUUGUAUUGAAAGCAUUACAAUGGAAGCCGUACACAUUAGAUGACUAUGUUUAUCCUGAUUGGGCAACAGCUCUGAGCUGGUUAAUUGUUGCCUUCCCUAUUGUAUUCAUUCCAGCAUGGAUAUUGUACUACUGUGCUUGCAGAGAUAAAAGAAAUCUUUGUCAUCCAAAGGCAAACUGGGGCCCUGCAUUUGAAGAAAACAGGACUGGUAUAUAUUCCAAAGAUUUGACUUCCUUUUAUCAGUCUCCAGUGGCAUCUACUGUCUUGGAAAAUGAUGGAUACAAGUUUGUUAGAAAAGACACGAAUGAAGUAAACAAGACAAAUAUAUAUCAGCCAUAUUCAGAUCCUCCUGUCAUGGCAAAUUUCGAAAGUCGGACAGAUUCAUCUUAUGACAACAAAAGUUAUGUUCAUGAUGUAUUGGAAUCUACAAAACUCUAAUGAAAAUUUUAUUGUAUCAUGACAUAAAAUAAUGAUGCUAUGUAAACAUGGAAAGUUUGAUAACCUUAGUGUUGUGAAUGUAAUAUUUAAACAAAUUCCGAGCAUUGUUGAAGACACUUUCAUUAUGGAUAUCAAGGAAUUAAGACAUAGAACAAACCAAAUACUUUGUCAAUAUAAUAUGUUUAAAUAAUAUAAUAUACAUACAAUUUAAUAUAUUUGCCAUAAGUAAUAGAGAAUAAUGGGCAAAUAGUGCAGAAUAAAGGGAUAAGAAAUAAAGAAUAGAGAAAAGCAGGCAAAAAAAU
This is a messenger RNA of Mytilus californianus (California mussel), 2264 nucleotides long. RefSeq names its product sodium- and chloride-dependent glycine transporter 1-like. The record is from RefSeq and is a predicted model, not a curated record. The coding region runs from base 1 to 1962 and encodes 653 amino acids. Gene Ontology annotation, cellular component: membrane. The transcript has 15 exons. NCBI's taxonomy places the organism in Eukaryota, Metazoa, Mollusca, Bivalvia, Mytilida, Mytilidae. Gene Ontology annotation, biological process: sodium ion transmembrane transport.